AAGAUUUAAAGCCAUGGGUGGGGGAAGACGUCUCGACAGAAAUCCCAUCCCCACCAAAGGAAAUCACUAUAUAAGCAGCAAUAUUAGCAUUCAGAAUUUAGUUCGUCCACAUCCACCAUGGAAGAUAUUCUAGAAAUUCCUGAACAGAUGACCCCCCUAGGAACGCCAGAGAGACCCGGUCUGCCCGUGACACCAGGGAAAGACGCGGAACGGAUGUUAAAGAGAUUCCACGAACUAUUUGGAACGCCGCCAUCCCCGCCAAGGAAGCAGAGUGUCCUCGAAUCCCCGGCGGCCCCAGAUACACCAACGGGGCUCGAAGCCCAAGCCGCAUCCACUCCAGGAGAACCUCAAACCGCAGAAUACUCUGACCUAUUGGAAGUCGUCCCAAAGCGACUAAUUGAAGGAGGGACCAAAAGAUACAGAAUUUCAUGCAAUAACGGGAGAAAAAUUGUAAUAAAGAUACCACGAGGGAUAGAUGGAAUCAAACGACUAUAGACGCCAAAAAAAAAAAGACGCCCAUCCGGAGGAAGACUUCGCUGGAACGGGAUAAAAUAUCAAAUUAUUAUUUUGCGUUAUAUUGUUAUAAUUUAGAGUUAAUAAAUUUGCUUUGUUUUCAA
This is a messenger RNA of Diabrotica virgifera virgifera (western corn rootworm), 617 nucleotides long. RefSeq lists its product as uncharacterized. The record is from RefSeq and is a predicted model, not a curated record. Bases 118 to 495 code for a protein of 125 amino acids. The transcript has 2 exons. NCBI's taxonomy places the organism in Eukaryota, Metazoa, Arthropoda, Insecta, Coleoptera, Chrysomelidae.